AUGGUUUCAACACGACAUCAUCCCCGCGAUUUCCCAUCGCCGCCGCGUGCCAGGUCAAAGUCUCCAGGCCUGUCGGUCAACGGAACUGCCGUGAGACGAUGGGUACACACUCCUUCGACGACUAUCACUCUCUGGCUAUUGGUGUCAGUGCCGUUGGUGGUGUGGGAUUCCGGCUACGUUCUAUUGCGUCCGCAUUCCAUGCCAGGUAACAAGCUACAUUCACCUAUCUGGACUCCGUACGCGCUCUAUGGAUCCAUCGACUAUAUUUACGGCUGGCCGUCGUUCGAUGCUGGGAACGGAUUCACAGCCGCACAGACGGUCUUGAAUCUCGUCGAAACUGCGGCUUAUCUGUAUUAUCUUUUCAUAAUUUAUAAAUAUGGAAUAUCGACGACCCCAACCGGUCGAGGAAGCCAGCACAAGACUCACAAGGGAUUUCUGUGGAUGUUGACGGGCGGAAAAGUCGUGUCAGGGCGUACAGGAGCGAUAGCGCUCUUGGUGGCCUACAGUGCCUCCAUCAUGACCUUGAGCAAAACCAUCCUCUACUGGUUGAACGAGCUCUUCUCUGGCUUUGCGAAUAUUGGCCACAAUGACGCUCUUACGUUAAUCACCAUGUGGAUUAUUCCAAAUGGUCUGUGGAUCGUCUUCCCAAGCUAUAAUAUAUACAUCCUCGGCCAGGAGAUAUUGGCGGCCCUCGAGAGUGCCGCGCCUCUCUCACAUAUCCGUACCAAGUCAGCAUAA
Molecule: messenger RNA, 738 nt
Organism: Aspergillus clavatus NRRL 1
Lineage: Eukaryota; Fungi; Ascomycota; Eurotiomycetes; Eurotiales; Aspergillaceae
Exons: 3
Coding region: 1-738 (245 amino acids)
Source: RefSeq, a predicted model, not a curated record